CACAGGAGGAGCCAUCAAGCGAAAGACACAUCUCUAACUCACUGCUCAGUCUACUUUUUAAACAAGGAACCAUGGCGAAACGUGUAGCAGUGGUGCUCUCAGGAUGUGGAGUGUAUGAUGGGACAGAGGUCCAUGAGGCCUCGGCUGUGCUUGUGCACCUGAGCCGGGCUGGGGCCAAGGUUCAGAUGUUUGCCCCGAACGUGGAACAGAUGCAUGUGGUGAACCACAUAGAAGGCAAGCCCACGACAGAGAAGCGCAACGUGCUGCAGGAGAGCGCCCGUAUCGCUCGCGGCGAUGUCACCGACCUGAAGAAGCUGGAUGUGGCAGGCCAGGACGCUCUGAUCAUUCCUGGGGGCUUUGGAGUGGCUAAGAACCUCUGUAGCUGGGCCACACAAGGGAAGGACUGCACAGUCCAGCCCGAGGUGGAGCAGGCCAUCAAGAGCUUCCACAAGGUGGGCAAGCCCCUUGGCUUGUGCUGCAUUUCACCUGUCCUCGCCGCCAAGAUCCUGCCAGGCUGUGAGAUCACCGUGGGCCAUGACAAGGAGUGUGACAAGUGGCCCUAUGCUCAGACUGCUUGCACUAUGAAGGAGAUGGGCUGCAAGCACGUGAAUAAGAAUGUUGGGGAGGUGCACGUCGAUGUCAAGAAUAAGCUAGUGACCACCGGCGCUUUCAUGUGCAAUGCCCCAAUUCACGAGAUAUUUGAUGGAGUGGGUGUCAUGGUAACCGAGGUACUCAAACUGGCCUAGAAACAGUGGGGCUAGAGAAGUGGGGAAACAAAUUGAAUGUUUUAUCAAUUUAUUUAUCUCUCAUCAACACCCUCCAUUGAAUUCCACAUUUCUCUGAAUUGAGACCAAGCUAUUGUUUCUCCAGUGUGAGCAGUUUAUUAUACCAUAAUCAAUCAUUAUCCACACUGACUGAAGAAGAAGAAAAAAAACACUGCAAUGUGUC
Molecule: messenger RNA, 948 nt
Organism: Megalops cyprinoides (Indo-Pacific tarpon)
Lineage: Eukaryota; Metazoa; Chordata; Actinopteri; Elopiformes; Megalopidae
Exons: 5
Coding region: 72-746 (224 amino acids)
Source: RefSeq, a predicted model, not a curated record